Molecule: messenger RNA, 11418 nt
Organism: Parasteatoda tepidariorum (common house spider)
Lineage: Eukaryota; Metazoa; Arthropoda; Arachnida; Araneae; Theridiidae
Source: RefSeq, a predicted model, not a curated record
ACAAAUUCCUAGCUUGAUGGAUUUCGAUCGCCACAGAGCGCGCCAAAAAAGUAUACCAACAAGUGAUAAUGAAUCUAAAUAUUACUUCUCAGAUAUUGGCGAUUUAGGUCGAUCGAAAGAGGGAAAACAAUUAAGGAGACGCAAAACUGCUGAUGAAUCCGACUCCAAAGAACCUUUUAAAAGUCGAAGCAUUUCUGCGGAUAAACAAACAACAAAAUAUGAUCCACAAAAUGAAAAGAUCGGCAAAAAGCUUACAGAACGAUUUCAACCAAGACAAGGUCCUGAAAAGUCAGAUGUGUAUGCCAAACGAAAGUCAAAAGACGUUACGCCGGAUGUCAUUCGUUACUCUACAGAGACUGCAGAUAACGACGAAAACGACGACGCGAGGGGCGACAGAGGAGGAUUCAACCCCCCUGCCAAGUUUGGGUCGUGGGGCCAACUCCUUAGUUCGAACGCCAAACGACAUUACUCGUCUCUGCACCCCUCUAACCAGCCCCCUCCAGUCACUGCGACCACAUCGACCAUCCCCCGAGUUGCUAGGCAACGGCGUCAGCAGCAACAGUUGUACAGGGGGACUGCGAGGCACCCCGCGGGACUGAGUUCGGAAUCGGAGUCCUCCGGAGCAUCCCUGCCUUCAUCCUCAUCCGAAGAGGAGGAUGGAGAUGAUGAUGAAGAUGGGGAUGAUGAUGACGAUAAUGACGUCGAGAAUCAUUCAGAUGCCACUACUUGCACGGGAUCGGAAAUGGCACUGGCCGCAGCAUCUACCAGAAGUGAUCAACAGAAAGAAAGAAGAUUGUUCGAAUCAGAUAGCUAUACUCCGACCCAUGUAACAAGCACAACAACUACUACGGCCACUCCAUCCGUGAAGUCUAUUCCUCUGGCAGUCGGCAGGUCCCACAGCCAGACCACCAACAUGGACCCUCGCGACUUCCGCUCCUCCUGUCUCGCUCGGACGCCGUCCGGUUCACUCUUCAUCCCCAGCGAAUGUAAAGUUCCUGCUUCACCUUUAAAUUGCCAUUUAUCUAGCCAACUUUCGAAGUCUGUAAAUGAAAAUAAGAACAAUCCAGAAAGAUGCCACUUGAGUUACUCGUCCGGAGUUCCAGUUCCGGUAUGCAACAACGUCCGGCGGUCCAGUCCGGGACACUACUCCCGUUUCCAUUUCCGGAAAUCUUUCUCAUCCCGUUGUACAUGGAAGUGUACAGCCAUAGUCUGUCUAUUUAUAUCUUUAGCCAUCUUGUCAGCCCUAGCCUAUUUUGUAGCGCUUAUGUUUCCUUAUUGGCAUCAUGCCAGUUCUCACCCAUGCCCUGUGAUGGUAGAUGAUAUGGAACAGGAAAUAGGAAGAAUUAAUUCAGCAAACAUCCCAAAGAAAACACCUCCACCGAGGAGUGAAACUUUCUCUGAGCUGCAACUGGGCAAGGUCACGACAUCCAAAAUCGGAAGUUUCGGUUAUUGGAACUACCAAUUUCACCUUCGAAAUCCAUCUCUAGUCAAAUUCAAUUACACUCUCGCUCAUGGUGCAAGCUUGGGUGUCUAUGGAAGAAGAGACGGAGUACCCACGCACACCAGAUACGACUUCUUCGAAAUACUUAAACCAAGGAGCAGGAGGACUAAAAGAUCAGAUAAAGAGAGUUUCAGUGUUGAAUUUGUGCAGUUUCUGGAUCGAGGGUUGUGGUAUGUAUCUGUCUAUAAUGAUGGAGAUCAACCAAAUGACGUCAUUUUCACAUCAACUUUUACGGAUGAUUCUAGUUUACCUUGUCCUUAUGAUUGCCAUGGUCAUGGUGCUUGUGUUAUGGGCAGGUGUGUCUGCAAUCCGGAUUAUGCGGGUGAUUCAUGUGCAUAUCGUGUGUGUCCAGUUCUGUGUAGCGGUAGAGGACAGUAUGUGAAUGGUGCUUGUGUGUGUAGCUCAGGUUGGAAAGGUAAGGAAUGCCAAUUACGGGAUGAUGAAUGUGAAACAGCAGACUGCAAUGGCCACGGCGACUGUCUUGACGGCAUGUGUAGAUGCUUUCCUGGAUACAAAGGGGCUCACUGUGAAGAAGUGGAUUGCCUUGAUCCCGAUUGUUCAGAUCAUGGUUUGUGUCUGGGAGGUAUGUGCGUAUGUCGAAAAGGAUGGAAAGGUGCUGAUUGCAAUGAGCCUGAUUCUGAUGCACUCCGUUGCUUACCAGACUGUUCAGGACAUGGACAGUUUGACUUGAAAUAUCAGAAAUGCACUUGUGAUGAACAAUGGACUGGAGCGGAUUGUUCACAAGAAAAAUGUGAUCUGGACUGUGGUGAUAAAGGUCAUUGCGAAGGUGGUCAAUGUGUGUGUGGUGAUGGAUGGACAGGGCCAAAAUGUAGUGAAAAGCUCUGUGAUCCACGUUGUACAGAACAUGGUCAGUGCAGGAAUGGUACAUGUCUUUGCAUUCAAGGAUGGAAUGGAAAACAUUGUACUAUAGAUGGAUGUCCCAAAAACUGCAAUAAUAAAGGAGAAUGUCAGAUGACUGAUGACAAUGAGUGGACUUGCCACUGUCAACACGACUGGGAUGGACCCUCGUGUGCAAUUCCUUUAGAAAGAAACUGCAAUGAUGGCAACGAUAACGACAAAGAUGGACUAAUAGACUGCGCUGACAGUGAAUGCUGCCUAGAGAAAGCUUGUGAAAACAAUCCACUGUGUUUCUCAGCGGUCGAUCCACUGGACAUAUUGCUGAGGAAGCAGCCGCCUGCUGUAACGGCUUCCUUCUUUCAACGAAUGCAAUUUCUGAUUGAAGAAGGAUCAGUUCAAAGCUAUGCACAUAAAAAUGUUUUCAAUGACAGUCGUGCGUCUGUUAUCCGAGGUCAGGUGAUCAGCACAUCAGGUAGUGGAGUAAUGGGAGUAAGAGUUGGUCUUGCUGGUAGUAAUCAACCAGGUUUCACUGUCACAAGAGAAGCUGGAUGGUUUGAUAUAUUGGUGAAUGGUGGUGGAGCCGUGAAAUUACAUUUUCAGAGGGAUCCGUUUAAACCCAAAGACAUAACAGUUGUUGUUCCCUGGAAUGAAAUAAUUGUCAUAAACAAAGUUAUUUUGAGUCUGGAGGAGGAAAAGACUCCCGAAUACAAAUCUCUACUUUGCCUGGAUCAUGAUUAUGACAAUAUGAAACCUGUUGUAUUGGCUACAUGGAAACAUGGUUUUCAAGGGGCAUGUCCAGAAAAAAGUUCAAUUCUUGCAGAGCCGCAGGUUGGUGGCGAAACUUUUUUCACAGUUAUUCAAGAAAGUUUACCUAUCCCAGGCACUGAUUUGCAUCUUGUAUACCACAGCAGUAGAACUGGUGGAUAUCUUUCAACGAUUCAGUUGCAGUUAACUCCGGAUUCUAUUCCUCCAACUCUGAGACUCAUACAUUUGCGUAUAUCUAUUGAAGGAAUAUUGUUUGAAAAGAGCUUUGAAGCGGAUCCAGCUAUUAAAUUCACUUAUGCCUGGAACAGAAGAAACGUUUAUAGGCAAAAAGUUUACGGCAUUGCAUCUGCUACAGUGUCUGUUGGAUAUGAGUACAGUUCGUGUCAACAUGUCAUCUGGGAAAUUCAAACAACUCAAGUGAGUGGACAUGACAUGAGUGUUUCUGACAUUGGAGGAUGGAAUCUAGAUAUUCAUCACAAAUACAAUUUUCACGAAGGUAUAUUACAAAAAGGAGAUGGUAGUAAUAUAUACUUGAAAACGAAGCCCAAGCUUCUUUUGACUACAAUGGGCAACGGCAUGCGCAGAGCCCUGGAUUGUGAGAGCUGUAAUGGAACGGCAAAGAACCAGAUGUUGUUAGCUCCUGUGGCUCUUGCCAGCGCUCCAGAUGGAAGUAUAUAUGUGGGUGAUUUCAAUCUGAUUCGUAAAAUAACACCAGAAGGAUUGGUAUCAACCGUUGUUCAAUUAAGCACUGCCCAAGUUGCCUAUAGAUACCAUUUAGCUGUGGGUCCUGUUGAUGGUAGACUUUACAUAUCUGAUCCUGAAAAGCAUCAGAUAUUGAGAAUGAAGUCUGAGAGUACCAGCAUCGUAGAUAAUCUGGAGAUUGUUGUUGGUAGUGGUGAAAAAUGCUUACCUGGGGAUAAACUCUCAUGUGGAGAUGGCCGACUCGCAAAACUGGCCCGUCUGGCAUAUCCAAAAGGCAUUGCAAUAUCUGCUCAAAAUGAAAUUUAUGUGGCAGAUGGCACGAAUAUUCGAAUGGUUGAUAAAAAUGGCAUUAUUCAUACCAUCAUCGGUGAUUAUUAUCAUAAAAGUCAUUGGAAACCAGUUCCAUGUGGAAGGACAGUCAGUUUGUCUCAAGUUAAUUUAAGAUGGCCCACUUCAUUAGCUAUCAAUCCUUUGGACAACUCACUUCACAUUCUUGAUGAUCAUAUGGUCUUAAGAGUAACGCCUGAUCGCCGAUUAAAAGUGGUAGCAGGCAGGCCCAUACAAUGUGCCACUCAGAUGGCGAAGGAGAAAGCAGAAAUCUCACCAGAAAUAUAUUUAGAAUCUCCUCAAAGUAUUGCAUUUGCUCCAAAUGGUGAUCUCUACAUAGCCGAAAGUGAUUCCCAGUUAAUUAACAGAGUUAGAAUCAUUGGCAGCGAUGGUAGAAUUCAACAUUUUGCAGGGGCGGAAAAUGACUGCAACUGUAUGGAGGAAGCUUGUGAGUGUUUUGACGAGGAAAGAUUUUUAGCCUUUAGUUCCAAAUUGAACAGCAUAUCGGCAAUAACUGUAACUGCAGAUGGUAAUCUGCAUAUUUGUGAUCAAGGUAAUUUAAGGAUACGUUCGAUCACUUCGUCAUUACCUGUGCCAACUGAAGCUCACGAAUAUGAAAUCUAUGCACCGGAAGUACAAGAAGUGUAUGUCUUUAAUCGCCAUGGUCAACACGUCACAACUAGAAAUUUAAUUACUGGAAAACCGAUUUACACUUUUUCAUACAAUGUAAACACAAGUUUUGGCAAACUAAGUACAGUUACAGAUGCUGCUGGAAACAAAAUUUACAUUCUGAGAGACUACAGUAAUCAGGUCAACACGAUAGAAAACACUCAAGGAGGAAAGUGCAGACUAGAAAUGUCAAGAAUGGGAAUGUUGCAGAGCUUCACAACUCCGUCAAACUUUAAAACACAAUUUGACUACCAUGGCAGCAACGGACUUCUGCGGAGCAAGUCGGACAGCACUGGCAAAUCUUAUGUUUAUGCUUACGACGAAUAUGGUCGCUUGAUAGAAGCUAUUAGUCCAAGUGGACAAAUCAUUCAGCUCUCAUACAAUCUCAGCAUUAAAGGAGCUUCUGUAACUGUAACGAGGGAUGAAAAAGAUUCCGUCGUUCUUUUAAUCAAAGGAUCUGACGUCACCACGAGAAUAGGAAGUGCUGAAAAAAGAGUAACUCAGUUUCCGGAUGGCAGUUUAAUCCUGACGUCUCCUGAUUCCAGUACCAUCGAAGUGGACACGACAACCAGUCCUAUUUUAAGUAAUGAAAAUCCUUUAAUUGCAGAGAGCUACCCACUACCUACUAAACUCAAAGAAACUCUCAGCGAAGACAAUGUCCAACACCUUGAAUGGAAAUACCUGAUUAAGAAAGCAGGCAAAGGACAAACUAGAGAAAUUACGCACAUAGGAAAGAUCUUGAAGGUGAAUGGUGAGGUGUUUUUCUCUGUAGAAUUUGACAGGGAAGAGCACAGUGAAACUAUCUUUGACCGGAACCAAGUACCUCUUCUAACUGCUCAUUAUGACGUUUUAGGACAACCACAGCAAUGGAAACCAGCUCAUAAUUUCACAUCUGUGCGACUGGACUAUGACCGAUAUGGCAGAUUGUCUCACUGGGAGCGAGGUUAUCUCUUCGAGAGAUACACAUUUGAUAUGCAGGGAAGAUUGGCAGAAAUCAGACAUGCAGAUAAUACUGGCAUAAUGUACAAGUAUGAUGAGGGAGCAAUCAGUAUGCCAAGUGAGGUGAUUGUUCCAAGUGGCAGCAGAUACCUUUUACAAUAUGAUUCUUCCGAAGGACUUCAAGCAAUAAUCACUCCAAAUGGCCACAAACAUGAAUUGGCUUUCCAAACUUCUCUUGGAUUUUAUAAAAUUUUAUAUCUUAGUCCAGGAGUGCGCUAUCCAUUUGUGACCCACUAUGGGGACAAUGGUCAACUACUAGCAAAACUGUACCCUGAAAAUAAUGGCCGAGUGGUAUAUUUAUACAAUGAAAAUGGAAAUGUAAAAACUAUACUCUGUGGACCUGAGAGAACAGAUUUCGCAUACCUGGAUCAAAAGACCCUGGUUCGUUCAUGGACGAAAACCGUACCGGAACUUGAACUAAGAACUGACUAUCGGUAUCAUGGUAUACUAGUGCAAGAGGAACGGUUUAGGGUGAGCAGUCGAAGUGCUCUUAGCAAUGCCAAGUUCAAAUACCAAUAUGAAGGACACAUUAAUAUCGUUGAAAUCGAAAUUGGUGGAAAAGCUGUAAGUGAAAUCCGUUACAGAUAUGGAGUACAAUCUGGAGCAUUGGAACAAGUUCAAAAGUUUCUUAUUCAUAGACCUAAAAUUAACAAUGUCUUCAUCCAAGACGAUCAACGCCAUUUUUCCAAGACAAUCGCUCACGAUUCCUAUGGAAAAAUUUCACUAUUGGCUAUAAGUCUAUGGAAUCGAGAGGUGUUCUCUCUUAGCAUACGUUAUGACAAUAGGGGAAGGAUAAGGCAAAUGAGUAGCAAAGCUGGUUAUGAUGUCCCGCCUGAAGUUAACAACUGCACUUACACACCUGACGGUUAUUUGAGUGAAGUAUCUGGACGCCGUAAUUAUAGGUUCCUGUACGAUGUUAAUGGAAACAUGAAAACGUUUUGGGAAGAUGACCACCAGGUGACUCUUAAGUAUGAUGAUGGGGACAGGUUGAUUGGGUACAAUGACAUGGACAUGUAUGAGGUCGAUGGAAGAGGUUUCCUUGUGAGGAAAGGUCAAGACAAAUUUACUUUCAAUGCUAAGGCACAGCUUAUCCAUGCUGUUCAAUCUGGUUUAUAUGAAGUUUAUUAUUAUUACGAUGCUUUUGACCGUCCAGUUGCGUGGAGGGAUCACAAGGGAAACGUAACCCAGUUUUUCUAUACUAAUCCGAAAAAUAUAUAUCAAGUCACACACAUCCACAAGACUGAAAACAAAGAAACAUUGUCAUUGAUUUAUGACACCAACAAUCAUUUGAUGUAUAUCGAGGAUUCGGCGUCUAACAAAUAUUUUGUAGCUACAGAUCACUUAGGUUCUCCUUUACUUGUGUUCACUUCAGAAGGUAAAGUCGUCAAGGAAAUAAAAAGAACGCCAUUUGGAAAGUUAGUGUUCGAUUCUAACCCGUCAUUUAUGAUAUUUGUUGAUUUCUGCAAUGGUUUGAGAGACCCAUACACUGGAUUAUUGUUUUUCAAAAAUCGUGCUUAUGAUUCUACUGGUGCCCAGUGGUUGACGCCCAAUUGGGAGGAUGUACCCAAGUAUAUUUCAAAGCCAUACAUGAUUCAUUUGUAUCGUUUCCAUGGAAACAAUCCAGUAAAUGAUUAUGAAGAUAAUUAUCAUUUAGAUAAUUUAAACAAAUGGAUAUCAGCCUUUGGCCUCGGAAAAUUCAACGCACCAUUCGCAGAAACCCUGAAUCCGAAUCCUGAGGUAGCAUAUGAUGUCAAACCAAGUUUGCCCGUUAUCUCUGGCUUAAGUUGUACAGCAGACGUCGUCUCUCGAGAAUUCUUUCGCAUAACUACCGUUCCUCGCACUGAAAUACGUGGACACAUAUCAGGAAGUGAAUUGAAUCCACAGUUGGCAAAUCUACCAUCCGUUCUCGGCGAUGGCCUUCUCUUGUCAAGACGGAAUAAUCGUGCAAUUGUGCACGUCCUCAGCGAUGCUAGUCCAAUUCUAAGAGAUGUCAUCACCACGGUUCUCAAUGACACUGAAUAUGUUGAUCUCCAUUUCUCACUGCAUGGGCAGGACUCGUUCUUCCUGGUUCAACCAGACCAGAGGCGAGUUCAAGAGGAUUGGGAUCAACUUCAAAGACUGGGUACCAUGUAUAACGUGACCAUGCACGCAGGAGAUGGUCACGUGGAUCUCAGGCUGAGAAGUCCAGCCAUUUUGCUCAAUGUCCGCUACGGCGGAAGCUCUGAAGAAGAGCGAAAAAGACUGUUGAGUCAUGCCAAGAGAAAAGCCAUCAAAGAUGCCUGGCAGAGAGAGGCCAGGCUUAUUCAGAAAGGACUGAGAGGAAGCAGGGAAUGGACAAAGUCAGAAAUAGAAGACCUGCUGACGAAAGGAGAUGUGACAGACUAUUACGGAGAAGACAUUCAUGACGUGGAGACGUUUCCUCUACUGGCUGAUGAUCCCACUAAUGUCGUUUUUCGGAAAUGAACUGUCUCAUAUUCCUCUCAUCCAAGUUUAUCUGUGAUCUGUGUAUAAAACAACAAGCUACAGGGGUGUAAACUAUGAACUGAAAACAAAUCCAACUGUGUUAUGAAAAAUGUUAUAAAAUACUAUAAAUUAUAUCUUCUGAAGGCGAAAGAUUUUAUUCACCGAUCCUUCCUUUUCAUUCUCAAGUCAAAAAUAUAUCAUCCCUGUAGUUUAUACGAACUAUUUAUUAUUAUUAUUUUUUUUUUUUGCCAAGCAUGUGAAUACUUCAUCUCACUUUAUUUGAAAAAUCAAUAUUUUGUGUUUCAAGAAAGACUAUAAUUUAUUCUUGUUUCAUAGUUUGUGAUAUUUUAAUGAGUUUCAACGAUAAACAGUUUUUUUUUUCAACUGGUUCUGAAAUUCUUCAAGUCAUGUACUGUGCUAUGCUUGGUCACUUUAUUUGUAUAAUUUAACUUGGUUUUUAGAAAUCAACGUCCAAGUUUUUCAAUCUGCCUUAUAUCGAAUUGAAUUAUAAGUUUAAAUUGUGUAAAUAUUUUUCCACAAGUCAAAUUGUUACUGUGUUAACUAUGAAAUCAUGCAGGGUAUCAACUACAAAAAUUUAAAGCAACUGUAUCAAAAUCAAAAUAUAUCUUUAAAAAGUAUAAAUUAUACAUACAUUGUGAUUAAUAAUUGUACAUAAUAUUUAACUAACUAUAUAAACAGUUUAAUUUUGAAAAGAAAUGGUUCUUUCCUUCAAUUUGUCAUUUAUUUUUUAAAAAAAUGGUGCAUUCUCUUCUGAUUGUGCUUUUCAAAUUUUUUAAAUACAAUUCCUAUGAAAUAUUUUUUGAAAAAGCUAAAUGAUUUACCGUGAUAUAUUUUAUUCUAUCAGUUAUUGUGCAAUAAUUUGUUUGAAAACAGCAAUUGUUUAAUAUUGUAUUGUAUAUCUGUUUUGAUUUAUUUAUUUGCAUAUUUUUACAAUUGGUUAUUGAACAUUAUACUAAUUUAAAAAUAGUAAGUUAUUUUGAAAUUUCAAAAAUAAUUACUAUAUUAACAAAAAUGCAUUACAAUAACACAAUUAUAUCCAUGCGUGAUUUGUUCUACAAAAUGGCAAAAUUUAUACAAUAAAGUUUCAACUGAAAAUAUGUUUGUAAUAAAAUGACUUUUAGAACAUGUUUCAGUGGUGUGGAUAUUACAUAUUGAAUUUAGUCAAAUUUAUCAUGUCCUAGAUGAAUAAAUAUUCCUCGUACGAGAUAAAAGAAACUAAAUAAUCAACAAAUCUGAAUUUAUUAUUUGUAGGAUAACAUUCACUUAAGUCAGGGGUAUAUAAUGACAUAAUUAUUAGAGCUUAAAUAAUUUCUAUUUCUAUUAUAAUUUGUUGCCUUUAGUCACGACUUUACGUUAUUAGAUUAAGCAGAACACGCUUAUCGAAGUUCGGCUUUUCAUGAUAAAAUUCAAUAUCAUAUUCAGCACUAAAAAUAAUGCUAUUAAUAGCUGCCAAGCUAUUUUAGUCAUACUUUAUCAAAAUGUAGCAAUUUUCUCCAUUAAUUUUGUUGUUAUUUUUAUUUUAAUUACUAUUGGUUUAAGAAUGUGUAGUUGUAGAGAGAUAAAUUUUAAAAUCUUGACUAUAAACAAAAUAAACACUUGGUUUCAGAUAGCUUAGAGACACUAUUUGACUGACAUAGCGAUAGAGAUACUAUUUUACUGACGUAAACUCCAAUUGAAUUAAACAGAGCUAUAAGCUUAGAAACAACACUAAUGUUAUCUUGAUAUUUAAAGUAAAAAACAACAUAAUCGUCUGCAGAUAAAUUUAACAAUGACUAAUACUAAACCAAUGAGAAAAGUUCAUCUUUCAAACGUCUCUCUCGAACGUCCUAAGUAAAAAUUUUGUUCGAUUUUUGAAUCGGGGUCUAAAAUAGUCCCUUGCCUCCCAUUGUCAAAAUUUCAAAACCAUAGAAUAAAAUUUUCUGGUGUUAUAAAGGAGACAAAAUAUAAAGGUACGAAUAUGACAUAAUAAUUUUGAGGAAAUUUAGUAUCAUCUUUAGUUAAAUAACAUCCACAUCAAUAAAGCAUAUUGUUGAUUACAUUUUUUUGUUGUUUACGGUUACAUUUUUAAGUUAAUCCCUCCAUAAAUUUUUUUCUGUUUUUUUGAAUUGUAAGUUUUGCUAUUUUGUAGUAUAAGUUACAUGUGGAGUUAUCCUUUAAUAAAGUCAUAAUAACUUUAUUUUAGUAUUUUUUUUCCUCCAAACAGUAGAGAUUGAUAAAACUACUAACUUAAGAAUGGUUUUUAAAAAUUUAAGAACUUGGUUUAGUAGGAAAGACUGUUUUGAUAAUUUUUGAUUAGCUUCUUAAAUCUGAAUAUUCAAAAAUUUAUUGUCCUUCAAAAUCUUCAAACAGGGUCUGAAAAAUUUUAAAGCAAAAUAUAUCUCUAUGCUUUAAAAAAACCUCUUUUACAACAUAUCUUUUAGAAAGGCCAACAAGUACUUUAAACUACAAGUUAUUGUAAAACUAAUCACCGAUUCAUUUUUAUACAGAUCUCAUUCAUUUUUGAUCAACAUUCCUUACUCAACGAGAGGACUAUUAAAAACGAAUGUUUUUAAAAUCGAACUUUGAAUUGCAAAAAAAAAAAAAGAAAGAAAAAGAACUAGGGGUUUUCUAAAGUAACUAGCUGUGAUUUGUAUGCUUUUAUAUUUAUAUAUGUAUGUAUCCCACAAAUGUAUGUGUACAAAAGAAAGCUAAAAUUAAGAUAUGGACAAUCAUAAGGAAAAAAAUGGAAAGCACCAGUGCUGGACACUCAACUUUCAAUUUCUCAACUUUCAUGUCUCGUCCCUUUUAUGUGUUAGUGGCCGUUCUAGGUCACUCUGAAAAACUUACUCGAAUUAAAAUUCUGUUAGUUAUUUUCAUUUUUUUAUCGUCACCAUGACGAUGAAAAUGGACGAGUAAGAAGCUUCCGUCGAAUUGCAAUGCCGAAUUGUUUUAAUGCAUCCAUCAGGCUUAGCUGGGGAUGUUAUGUAUAUAUUGUUUAAUGCCUUGUACAUACUUGCCUAUAUAUAUAUAUAUAUAAACGAUUAUGAAAUGUUUGUACUUAAUUGUUGUUGUGAAUUUUAAUACUACAUUUAGUCGACUUUGAUGAUUAAAUAAUAAAAUUGGACCAAAGUAAA